Caenorhabditis remanei is the source of this 2085-nucleotide messenger RNA. RefSeq lists its product as uncharacterized. NCBI's taxonomy places the organism in Eukaryota, Metazoa, Nematoda, Chromadorea, Rhabditida, Rhabditidae. Bases 1 to 2085 code for a protein of 694 amino acids. The record is from RefSeq and is a predicted model, not a curated record. The transcript is spliced from 10 exons.
AUGGAGGAUGCACCAGAAAAGAAGCGAAGGAAACUGACAACAGCCCUGAAAGAAGCAAUCGGGGCGCACUCCCAAAAACCAGAAGAAAAUAUUGAAAAACCGAUAGCUCUGGCAUUGAUUAAUCUUCUGAACAAGAUUCAAGCAUCCCGUCGCCCACAAACUGUUUUGGAAGUGACCUUGAAGAUUUGCAAGGAAAAGAAAUCAGAAGCACACGUCGAAGAAGCUUUCCUUUCGAUUUUCCGAAAACACUUUGCCAUUCUGGGAAUUGAUUCAGCAAUCACAUGUUGGAAACUUAUUGAAGAACACUUGAAUGAAUCCGAGUCUUUAAAUGAAGUCACCAUUGCGAAUGAGUUCAUCAAGACAUCUAACCUUCUCGGACAUGGAUUCGGAAAAUUGUUACAAACAAUUAAGAGUAAUUUGCCAUCAGUUAUCCGUAAAACGUGGAAUCAUGGGCGGCUAGCUGAUUCUCUUUCCAUUGCUUACUCAUUGGUUUCUUUAAUCUUGGCUGAAAGUGUUUACGGUGAUGAUCAGACAAAUUCCGAAUCUGUCUCCGAAUAUUGGAAGAAAGAAAUUUUAACAGAAAAGUCGAUGAAAAAAAAUUAUGGAAUGCGUAUGCUCAGUUUAUUAGCUGGCGAAGAAGAUCUUGGAAAGUAUUUCCUAACCAAAACGGAAAUCGACGAUAACCAGUUGCAAUUGCUCUCAGAAAUAUAUUUCAAUCAUAUUGAGUUCUUCAGUGGAAUACUUCACGAAUCAAACUGUAUUCAGUUGCUCGGUAAAGUUAUCGACACUCAUUUGGAAAAUAAUCAGCUGAGAUUGUUGAAAAAUCGUAUCCGAACAGCGGAAACUAGCUUGUCCCCGAUUUUGUAUUACUCCAUUAUCGAUUCUUUCCGUCGUUUCUUCGAAUUUACGAACAACGAGUUAAUCUCAAUCGAGAACUUUGAAUCGUUAAAAUCAAAAGAAGUGGCAAAACAACUCCCAUCGAUUUGUAGUAUUUCUAAGAAACCUCAUAAGAUGACCAACAAGAACGCCAAAAAAUUGGAAAAUUUUCUUGAUUUAAUCCGACAUGUUGCUGAAAAAUCAGAGGACCACACGUGUUUAGCAGCUUUUUCAAUUCUCACUAUCAAUAUUGCUAUCCUUUUCGAUGAUUCGAAAACAUGGAGUGUUUGUAAAAGCAUUCUAAAAAAUCAGCCAAUAGAUGUUCUCGAAAAGUUGGUGAAGGCUGGAAAAGGAUUGGAUAAUGAAGCAACGUCGAUUUUAAGAGAAACCAAAAACUUGACAGAAGAGAGAAAUGAGCCGAGGAAGUUCGUGAAUAGAUCUGGAUCAGCAGUCAUUGAGAAGCUGGAAGCAGAUAUUUCAGUCGAAGAUUCCAUCACUCUUCUUCAGGGUGUUCAUAGCUCGGAAGCAAAGAAAGAUGUAUUUGAUUCGAUAGUCAAGUUUGUUGAAGAUAUUCCCGGUGGAGAGAGCUUGAAUGAGCUCAAGUUAUACAAACUUCUGAUUGAAAUGUAUGGAGGAAGUCCCAUUGAAUCAUUGGCUCUGCAAAUUGUCUUCGCUCGAAUUGCAGCAGAUGGAUGGGCAGAUUUAGACCGAACUCCCGGAACAGAAAAAACUGAUGAAUCGUGGUUCCUUGUUAUUGUGAAAAUGAUUGAUUUACUCGAAACUGCAAUGAAGUCGGCAAAGAAUUCGAUCAUCAAAUCGUACACAGCUUUGUAUUGCCAACUUUUCAGUCAAGUUUUGAAGAAUAGUCAAAAGUUUAUCAGAAACAGUUUGAACGCUGUAGCUUCUAAAACUUUAACUUCGGAAAUGGAAAGCGAGUUCGUACUUCGACGUCAUAAAUUGACUCAGGAUGUGGCUCGUUUGGUUGAUGCGAUGAAAAGAAACGAAUCUUAUUUCUCUAUGCUAACUGCAUCUAUCAUCGGGGAUGCUGUUUUCUACGGAUCGGAUAGUUUGCUCGCAAUGUCAAAACUUCACUCAUUGGCAGACAAAAAUACGUCUGGUCUUCUGGCAACCAAUCUUCCAGUUGUCGAAAGAACUAGAUAUAAAAAAUUCUUGUCUACGAUUACUAAGGCUUCUAAGAGAGUCUACUAA